AAGUCUGAUCCCCAGGCCCCAUGAAGACCUUGACACCGCAAAUCGCGUGGCACAAUCGCGAGCGCGUGUGCUCGCUGGAUUGGCAACCUGAGGCUCACCCGCCGUUGGGCUCGGGCCCCGGACUGAGUCGGCGUUUGGCCACGGCCGGAGAUGAUCAUCAUGUUGUGAUCUGGGAUGUGGCCUUUGACUUGGCAGACGGAAAGCCCUCCAUUCAUUGUUUGUGCGACUUAUCUCGCCAUCAAAACUCGGUUAACGUGGUCCGAUGGUCGGGCGACGGAACCCUUCUAGCCUCAGGCGACACAGAUUCGUACAUCUACAUCUGGCAUUUCCCGGGUAAAGAUGCAGCUCCCGACAUUUUCGGUACCUUGGGCGAAUCGCCUGUGGCGGCUGAGGACGAAAAUCGCGAAAGCUGGUCGGUUCUGAAGGUGCUUCGAGGUCAUCUCCAGGAUGUGGUGGGCCUGGAUUUCUCGCCAUGUAAUCAGUACUUGAUCUCGUGUUCCACCGAUGCCACGGCCAUCAUUUUUGAUGUGAAAAAAGGCAGCAAGCUCAAAAUCCUUACCGAGCACGUGGGUUGGGUCAACGGUGUGGUUUGGGAUCCUCUGGCCAAAUUUGUGGUAUCCAUAUGCAGCGAUAGGUGCUUGCGGGUGUAUUCGACCAAAAAUUAUAAGCAAUCCGUGAAGACGUCCAAGUGCAAGUUGGCGUUAGGCGUCACGAGUAAUGAGGUCGAAGAAUCCGAUGAGAAGAAGGUCCGUCUUUUCCACGACGACACGUUCCAGUCCUUCUUCCGAAGAUUAGCCUUCAGUCCGGAUGGUGAAUUACUGGUGGUGCCAUCGGGUGUCUUGGAAGUCGAAGGUCAAGCAGAGACACCCCACUGCACCUAUGUCUUCUCGCGCACCGAUUUCUCCAAACCCGUUCUGUACUUGCCCAAUCGCGAAUAUAGUCUCGCCGUACGGUUUAACCCCUUGAAAUAUCAACUCCGUGCCAGUCCAAAACACGCCCUAAGUGAAUCAAACGGAGGUGGAAUGCCCACAGAAGGCGGCAAGGAACCUUGGGAGACGACCAAUACGCUCUUUUGUCUUCCAUAUCGCAUGAUCUACGCCGUGGCCACUAAGACUACCGUCAUGUUCUAUGAUACCCAACAGGCUCUACCCUUCGCCAGAGUCUCGAAAAUUCAUUACGUGGGCCUCACCGACCUCUCUUGGUCGCCGGAUGGAAAUGUGCUGAUGGUGUCGUCCACGGAUGGAUUUUGCUCAUUUAUCACCUUCAAAGACGGAGAGCUGGGCCAAGUCUACACCGAAGAGAAAGAAGUGAAAGAGCCCAAGGAGACUGAAAACAAAGCCGAAACCAUAGUACAACAACCGCAAGCAAUGGAAACUUAGAACAAUCGAAGGCAGUUGUCUUGACAUGCUUUUCAAUAAACGAGGAGUCAAAGGAUUAAAAUGUUGAGUUGCUAACGA
Molecule: messenger RNA, 1457 nt
Organism: Tigriopus californicus
Lineage: Eukaryota; Metazoa; Arthropoda; Copepoda; Harpacticoida; Harpacticidae
Gene: Caf1-105
Product: chromatin assembly factor 1 subunit B-like
Biological process (GO): nucleosome assembly; DNA replication-dependent chromatin assembly
Cellular component (GO): CAF-1 complex; nucleus
Molecular function (GO): protein binding
Source: RefSeq, a predicted model, not a curated record